AUGGCCAACUGCUUAUUCGCGCCCCCUGACUCGUCAGAAAUCUCAGUGUCCACCCGCUUCCGCAGUGGGUCGGAGCAUUUUACCAUGUUCUUGCGCCCCGACUUUUCCUUGGAAGAUAUCCAAACCCCAUGUCUGAUCGAGAUGCUCAAGGUUAUUUUCCCCGGCCGGCUCAGGUCGCCUAGAGGACCGGGUCACCGGCCGCCACUACGCAUCCCCUGUUAA
Messenger RNA from Diaporthe amygdali, 222 nucleotides. RefSeq lists its product as uncharacterized. The transcript has a single exon. Lineage: Eukaryota; Fungi; Ascomycota; Sordariomycetes; Diaporthales; Diaporthaceae. The record is from RefSeq and is a predicted model, not a curated record. Bases 1 to 222 code for a protein of 73 amino acids.